CCGGUAGUCCGUCUCCUUUGUUCUCAUAAUUAGCUAGGUAGGCUAAACGUUUAAGUCGACCGGCCAAGCGGACCUCCCCUCUGGGUUUUGCUGGUUAGUAGUACCGUUAAUGGCAACAUACCUGUCGUCAGUUAGCUCUAGCUGGAACCUAACUUGAUAACGUUACAACAUACAAAAGAUAGACACGUUGGUGUGUUCUUAACAUGGUGUCUAGAAGUUGAGGAACUUGGUUUGUGUCGAGUUAUUUGAUGCUAACACGAAGGGCUAACGUUAGCUACGGUCUGACGGAAAAACUCAACUAACGUCGCUGAAGGGAUGCAGAGUGGAGUAAUAUGUUCCGGGAGACUGAAAAGUUAAACAGGUUUGUCAAGCAAUGACGUUAACGUUAAUGUUAACGUGAAGCCUCACGUGGAACUAGCCGUUGCUAACUUGCGUAUUGAGUAUAUCUGAAAGUAAUGUUGAGUUAUUGAAAGCAACCUUGGCAGCUCCAAAGGUUGCCAUAUUGUAAAAAAAAAAAGAAAAGACAUGUAGACGAGAAGCCUGACUUAUAAAUGCUGGCAUUUCAUUAAGAGAGUCACAAGUAAUAUAAGGAGGGUCACUCCUUGUUUCUGUUGAACUGCUCAGACACACCCACAGGUGUGUCUAUGGCCUGUGGACGUCAUUUUGCCUAAACCUGAAUCCUUGUGAACAAGUAUUACAACUUCACAGCUGAACUGGCAAUACGUACAUGCUUUUCCAGUAAGCUCUCAGAGCUGCCUGCCCAACUUCAUUGAGAGGAGCUGAAAACUGAGUGUCUGCUAAUUUUAAUUCACCUCCAACAAUCUCUGUGAGAAAGCAUGACAGCUGUGGUAGGCAGAGCAUGGGGGUGGGUAUUGGGCUCAUGGAACAGCAGAGCGGUGUCAGAGAAGACCACAGUGGUGAAAGCCAAGGGCCAGGAGCAUGGCUUCAGAGGAGAGGGCCUCGGGGGGUGGACUUCUUGGAUCUGGGGAGGGUGGAGAUGUCAAAGUGACCAAAGUAGUCCAGUAGAGGAGUACUGGGAGGCGCAGGAGAGGCUUCAGCCCAUGGAAAUUGAAGAUCUUGGUGCAGGGAGACAGGAGACAGAUGCAAGUUCAGAGCAAGUAUCUAGAUGGUGGAAUAAGUAUCUCCCAACUUCUUAUUUUUCGUGGCCAAGAAAAACAGCAACAGUUGGAUUAAGACGAAGGAAAUGUGAUGUUCAAAGUAGAGAUGCACGGGACUGUGAUAUUGAUGGAGACUUUUCUGACUAUGGAACACCUCCUCCUUCUCCUACACCUCCUUCCUCUCAGCUGACAUCUCCUUUUCGACUCUUUGCGCACAGCUGGAAGGUGGAAAUCCUACCAGAACACUACGAGAUUUGUUUUAACUUCCUCCGCCACUUGUUUGAUCUGUUCGUGGUUGGCUUCCUGUGGACCGUGUCCCCCCCUGCCAAGCUGAUCCUGGAGGUGUUGGGGGUCCAGGGAGCACUGAGGCUGUGGUUUCAUGGUAUGGCCAUGUUUUUUGUCUCCACAGUUGGAAUGGCUGGAUUACUCUGGUUGAUCCAGGAGUAUCUCCCUCAGUUUGCUUUGAUCUAUGGCAUCAUCCAGGCAUUGGUGAUCUCUGUCAGUGUUCGACAGAGUGUGAUCCUCAGCAUAGAAGAAGAAAAAGAAGAAAAUGAUGAGGGUGGCAAGGAGACCGAAAAAAUGGAAGACUGCAGGGAACAUAAAGAAAAGGUUAUGUCUAUAAACAACAAGGUGAAGACAAGUUAAAUAAAAGAUGGUGAGAAGUUACUGUGUGUCCAGGAGUCCACCAACAUCAGUCCAGCUGUAUCAGACCUCUUCCUGCGGGACUACACAGAGACUGUUUCACUACCCCACUGUGGUCUGCAGUGUGACUAAAGAACUGUAUUAUACAUUCAUUAUGAACUCUUAGUUUUACUCGUCACUUUAUGUGAAAACACUAUUGAUCUGCAUUUUAUAGACAUCUGUCCUCACUUGAUUUUAAUGUUAUCACCAAAAUGUUGACAUUGAUAGCAGUGCAAAGUUUAGUAUCAAAAAGCAUACUCAGUAAUAAUAGAGGCUGUGGAUGUUCAAGAAAUGCCUUUUAAGUAAAAACACAGUACAAAGUACACAGUAUUUAGGGAAUACUCUGUUGCUUUUCUUGUCCUGUGGGACUACUUUUCUCAUGAUUCGCCGUGAGACAGUUGCCUGCUUUGGGACCAGGUGAUUGCCUUUGGUGCAUUGUGGGUGAGGAGAAGUGAACAAACUUGACCCAAAACAACCAAAUACACUGCCUGGAUUAACAGAAAUCGUAGGCAUCACCACUGAGGAAAACAAAUGCAGAGUGACACAAACCACUGCAUUAACAAAAAACACAAAAACCUGUAUGUGUAAAAGUAAACAUCAGGGGCUGAAAGAAGGAAUGUUUCAGGACUGGAGAGUCUUAAGAUGAGCUUGAGUGAGUAUUAGGAAAAUACACAGAAAAACAUUUAGUGCCACAGCUUUACAGUGCACCUGGAAGUCGGGUUGAAAGGGUCAGAAAUGCUCCUAAAAGGAACCAAAUUUUCACUGACCACAAUACCACAGCAAACAGGGAAAAUGUUCCCACACACCUUUUGAGCAGCUUCUGAUGUCUGGUCUGUUCAAAGUCUGUAUUCACUCUAUUUAGGUAAACUUAAAAGUCAUUUAAUUCUUAAAUCCCUAUAAAAUCAAAUUGGAGUGCAGUUUUUUUCCAGUCUGUUCUAAAGCUUAGAUUUGGGUUUGUCUCUUGCCACCCUCUUUGUCUUUAAUGGCCCAGACACACCAAACCAACUUCAGAGAACUAGCGCCAACAAAGGCCCCCUGCUGCAUUGUGUGAUGUUGCCAUGUCUCCAUGAACGCACUGCAAAGACUUUAGCCAACAGUCAACCAGCACGUGCCAGUAUUUGAAUACCUCAAAAAAUACCCCUUUUUUCAACAAAAUGCUUUAAAGCCUUUUUUUUUUUUUUGUAACUUCUAAUGUAUUGCCUUCUCGAUCGUAUUUUGUUCCUCCUCUCCUUUCUUUCUUGCUUUGAUCAUGUCUUGCCCUACAUCAUAGUUUAUUUUUACUUAGGUCCACUUUUACAACCUGGAAAAACCAGAAGGCCCAGGAUGGCAUGGCAAAACUUAAUGUAACUCAACUUAGUAAGGUGGCAUUUAACCGUAAUUUGUUUUUCUCCCUCUUCAGUUAUGUGCUGAUGUAAAACUCUGUGGAAAACUAAGUUCCAGGAUUUUAUAGUUAUGCCUAAAAAGGGUGUGAUAAGUAACCCUUCGCUGAAAAGAGAGACACUGAUCAAAUCAUUUAUAUAUGUUAAAUAAUAAAUAAUAACUCUCACACCAGCAGACAGCAGUGGUCUGUAUUCGUCAUCUUGACAUUAGUUAGCACAUGAACAAUUCAGUGUUGAAAGAUCAAAGCAUAUUUACCUUAUGUGGCAAGUUUGUUUUGGUCUCACUCCCUCAUGACUUCAGCUCUCUGUUUACUUUCCUCACUCAUGUGUUUUUUUCUCGUGCUGAACUGAACUGCCAGUCAGUGUUUCAUUCACCAACAGACUCUGCCGUUUCCGACGGGACACACUGCACUGACUAGGGUGACAGACGCUCACUGACAGCCCAACAUUGACUGAGCGCCGACCUACAGCUUGGUGUGUCAGGGCCUUAAAGGCAAAGUCACAUUACAUGUCUCCCCAGCAAAUAUUCAUUCCAUCUUUAAUUCAACUGAAGUUUGCAAGAUGAACAAAUUUAAGCAUGCAUUUCCUGAUCUGGUGCCAUCUCUAGCUGGCAACAAUCACCUGCUGUUCAACUUUAACCGGCAAAUUUACAUGGUUGACCACAUGAAACACUGCGAAAUGGAGAUGCUGUUAUUCUAAUACUGUUAUGUACUUAGUUUUGUGCAAUAUUAGACUCCCAGAUUACAAACUCCAUUUCACUUUGUUUACAUUCUAUUAUUGUGCUGUUUAAUAUUCAUUUAUUACCCCCAUCGAACCUGUGACAUCACAUUCUAGGGUAGAGUGCAGAGAAAUUCUGUUGAACUAAAGGCUAACUUGGCUAAUUUUACUGGAGCAGUUCCACAUUUCACCUUCCACCUGUCAAUAAGCACACACAGGUUACAAAAUACUUUAUUAAAGCCAUAAGGUCUCCUUAACGCUUGACUAAGCAUUGACCUCAAAUUGAAUGUUGACAAUAAAAUGUUUUGAGAAUGAA
Epinephelus moara (kelp grouper) is the source of this 4211-nucleotide messenger RNA. RefSeq names its product chromosome 22 C6orf47 homolog (gene c22h6orf47). The transcript has 3 exons. The coding region runs from base 837 to 1763 and encodes 308 amino acids. The record is from RefSeq and is a predicted model, not a curated record. NCBI's taxonomy places the organism in Eukaryota, Metazoa, Chordata, Actinopteri, Perciformes, Serranidae.